AUGCCCUCCAAUAAGGACGCCUCUGGCUGCCUCUGCUCACCGCCAGGUUUGAUCUGUUUGCCGCCCAUCUCCGAGGACCUCCAGCUGGUGUGGACCCAGGCGGCCCAGACCAGCGACCUCGACGGGAACCAGCACCUGCUGCAGACUUUCAGCUACUUCCCCUACCCCAGCCUUUCCGACCUGGCUUUGCUCUGCCUGCGUCACGGCCUGCACAUGGAGAAGGUGAAGGCUUGGUUCAUGGCACAGCGGCUGCGCUGCGGCAUCAGCUGGAGCGCCGAGGAGAUCGAAGAGACUCGGGCUCGCCUCAUCUACCACCAGGACCAACUUCACUUUAGCUGCCUGCUUGCCGGCAGCGAGGGCGACUACUGGCCCCAGACAACGUGCAAAAGCCCUCCCUACCACCAGCUGGCUCCCCACACUCUGCACUACUCCGGCAAAUACCCAGAGAACCAGCAACCUCUAGUAACCUCCUUAAACCACUGCAGUACGGCUCAAGGGACGAAAGAACUCGGGACGAUCACUCAGGACAUUUGGAAACUGCAGGAAAACGACUCGCCCCGCUACAAGAAACCUCAGGGAAAUUUUGAACCUUCAGGGAUCAUGGUUAAUUUUCAGAAUGCCAAAGAGACCGUUUCCUCCGGGGCUUAUCCACCCAUCACAACGAUGGGCCUGGAUUACAACCUGCAGGAUUCUCACACGAUGGCCUGGAGCUUCCCCGCCGUGUCCCAAGCGCCAGCCGAGCCCAUCACGCCCGCAGUUAACGGUGGGCACCACCCGGUGAUUCUUCCGCUGGGCUCUCCGGUUAAAGCUGCCCCGUCCUCCUCUAAAGCUGCGGCCGGCCUUGCGGACCAUCAGAACCACCAGCCCUCUGUUAGUGACCAGCAGACCUCCUUGCCGGAGGUUUUACGGAAGCCCAGGCGGAAGACGAAGGAACAGCUGGAUCUGUUGAAGUCCUUCUUCCUCCAUCGGCAGUGGGCCAGGCGAGAGGACUAUCACCAGUUGGAGAAGAUCACUGGGCUACCACGGGCAGAGAUCAUCCAGUGGUUUGGAGACACGCGUUACGCCCUGAAACACGGUCAGCUGAAAUGGUUCCGGGACAAUGCGGGGCAGAGUCCGGAGCCGGCUUCCUCGGGACCUCCUCCGCAGCCGUGUGCAAACCCUCCGGACGCGAGCCCCCUGGAGCGGUACUGGGCCGCCCAUGCACAGCUGCAGGAGCACGACUUGCCGAUGCUCUGCCGCAAAUCGGGAAUGAGCGCCGAGCACGUGUUGGAGUGGUUUCGCUCACACUUGCCAGCACCUUGCGAGGUCGAGGUGUGUCUGGGGGAAGACGACGAGGUGGACGAAGAGGUGGCGGCGGCCCUGAUAAAGGCGGAGGAUGAAGACUAUUACGAAGACGAGGAUGUGGAAGACGAGGAAGAAGAAGACUGAAGGACUUUUUGUGUGUGGAUGCUGGAGGUUUUGGACUUCUCCGACGAGCAGGUGGAAGGAUCGGUGAGAGAGAGAGA
This is a messenger RNA of Protobothrops mucrosquamatus (brown spotted pit viper), 1505 nucleotides long. It is a transcript of the gene HOMEZ, whose product is annotated as homeobox and leucine zipper encoding. Gene Ontology annotation, cellular component: nucleus. Gene Ontology annotation, molecular function: DNA binding; DNA-binding transcription factor activity, RNA polymerase II-specific. The record is from RefSeq and is a predicted model, not a curated record. Gene Ontology annotation, biological process: regulation of transcription by RNA polymerase II. NCBI's taxonomy places the organism in Eukaryota, Metazoa, Chordata, Lepidosauria, Squamata, Viperidae. The coding region runs from base 1 to 1428 and encodes 475 amino acids. The transcript has a single exon.